Rhincodon typus (whale shark) is the source of this 2862-nucleotide messenger RNA. Its product is annotated as protein FAM118A. The transcript is spliced from 10 exons. NCBI's taxonomy places the organism in Eukaryota, Metazoa, Chordata, Chondrichthyes, Orectolobiformes, Rhincodontidae. The record is from RefSeq and is a predicted model, not a curated record. Bases 549 to 1622 code for a protein of 357 amino acids.
CAGAGCAGCAGCGGAACCUUUUUUUGGUUCCAUUUACUGCAGCGUGUCGAGGGGAGUUUGGGCGGACAGGGUUUUUGGGUGCGCACUCGCCGGGUUCGUGUGGCGAUUUAAAGAAAGGAAUCGGGAAUUAUUUGAAAAGAGCUCCGCGUGACAAGUGACGCUUGUUUGCUUGUGUCCGCGAGCUUGUUCUCGGGGGGGGGAUACAACCGCUAGCGCUCGAGCGGGGCAGGAGAGUCAACAGCCGGUUCCCAACCAGCAUACAGCCGGCCUUGGACAUUUAUGCCGGAUUUAGAGCUACGAAAAGAGUACGCAUUUAAGUUGCUCUAUCACCUUUGUUUAAGUUGGUAAUGCAGUUUGUAUUUCUCUUGUGAAGAAAUAAGGGAAGGCUAGCAGAAGGCGUUGCAACACCUUUGUUCGUUUCUUCGAGCUGCCACCCUGUUCCUCCCUCCGAGUUGACGCUACUCGUUCCGAGGAAGGAAACAAAUGCAGGGACAGAAAAGGGAAUAGGGAUAAACAGAACUACCGACACGUAUACGGAUAAAGUACACAUGGAUUUAGUUAAUCCUUCUCAAAACCUUGAGCAGAAGUCCAGGAAGUUCCUGAAAAGUCUGACCCGUAAAGAACCGUGUGAAUUGCUAUUGGUGAUUGGAACUGGAGUGAGUGCUGCUGUUGCACCACAUAUACCUGCAUUGUGCUCAUGGCGAAGUUGUAUUGAAGCGGUAAUCAAUGCAGCAGAAGAUCUGGAGGUGCUUCAUCCUUCUGAUAUUACAGAGUUCCGUCAUAAACUAACAGAAGACCGUGACCUCCUUGUGCUCGCCCAUGAUCUGAUCCGGAAAAUGUCACCACGUACUGGAGAUACAAAGCCAAAUUUUUUCCAGGAUUGUCUAAUGGAAGUGUUUGAUAAUCUUAACUGUCACAUUCAGAAUCCCAUGCUCUUGGAUGCUAUUCUCCAAUUAAUGGAUAGGGGAACAAUGGUUCUCACCACAAAUUAUGAUAACCUGCUUGAAAUUUUUGGUCAACAGCAAGGCAAACCAAUGGAAUCCGUAGACUUGAAGUGCAAGGACAAGGUGGUUCAGUGGGCCAGAGGACUACAGAAAUACAGUGUCCUUCAUAUACAUGGACUAUUCACAGAUCCUUGUGGUCUGGUGUUGGAUCCAUCAGGAUACAAGGAUGUAAUGCAUGAUCAAGAUUUGAUGGAAGAAUUUCAGGACCUGUACCGUACCAAGUCAUUUGUAUUUUUGGGCUGUGGAGAAACUCUGCGUGAUCAGAUCUUCCAGGCACUAUUUUUGUAUUCUGUUCAAGACAAAGUGGACCUGGAGCACUUCAUGCUCGUGCGAAAGGAUAGCCAUGAUCAUUUCUUUAAGUUGCAGGCAGAGAUGCUGCUGCAUGGGAUUAAAAUAGUAUCCUACGGCGACCAAUUUGAAUGUAUGCCUCAGUAUUUCCAUGACUUGGUGGCACAGAUUUGCAGGAGGAGGAGCCCAGAUGGUUCUUCUGCAGAUAGUACAAGUCCAAUAUUAGGAACAUCUUGUUCGGAUUGUGUAAAGCGGAAACAAGAAGAAAAUGGUGAUGUAACUCAAAAAAGGAUCCGAAAAGCAAAUGAUACAGAUUUUGGAGGAUCAUAAAUUGUCCCAAUAAAGCACCUUCACCAACGUGCCAUAUCCCAAUCCAUGAUGUUGGAUGCAUCAAAAUGGGACUGAAAACUUUAUUCGUAUCAGCACAAGUUGAUGGGUACCACCGUAGAAUAAGAACAGUACUUUGUAACUAUUGAGCAGUUGUUACAACCAUUAAAUGCAAAUCAGUGGCUCUCUUGCCUUCAUGGACUUAACUAUUUAUUGUGGUACCUCGGGGGAGAAAAGUCUGGACAUUGCUGCUCUUUUAUCAAGUGUGACUUGGUGAGAAAACAUCCAGAUAUAGAACACAUUUGUUUGAAAUUUAUGUUUCCACUAAAAUAACUAUUUUAAAUGUAUGAAUAUUGGAUGUUUUGUUCACUGAAAAUCAUCUGUUCAAUGUGUUAUGUAAUAACUGAGGGAAAAUUAGCAUUUCGCAGCUGAAUCAGUAGGUGGGAGGAAGGCAGCUUGCCCUAUUGAAUUGUAUAUUCUGGUUGAUUGCAGAAGGGAAUGAAUAUGAUAAAGAAAUCUGGCAUACUAUUCUGCUCUGCUCACCAGAGUAUAAAUGUAUGAGCUUGUAAACUGUGCAUAAAAGAUUGAAAAAUACCAGGCCCUUAGUAUGGUCUAUUGUCUUUUUAAUGCAGAAGAUUUUUAAAUGCAAAUAGAUGUAGUCUAAGUAUUUAUCUUUUGGGGAGAGUAAUUUGCAGGAUGUUUUUCACGAUACAUUCAAAGUUCAAGUCCCACUCCAGGCGUCAAGUGUAAAAAUCAAACCACUCCAAAGCAGACCUAAUGGAGACAAUACUGCAGUAUCAAUAGUGCAGUCUUUUGGAUGAGAAAUUAAGGACCAAGGGGCCAACGGCUGGCUCGGAUAGAUGUUAAGGAUCUGAUGUAACUAUUUUGGAUAGAGAGGAGCGAUCUCUGGUGUCCUAGUUAGUGUUUAUUCUCAACAGAAUCACAAAACCAGAUUAUCUGAUCAUUCACAUUUGCUAUGUUAGCCGCUACCUUUCCUACAUUAAAUUAUACAACUAAUCAAAUCAUGCCAUUGAUUUACCAGAUAUUCCAGUGUUACAUGUAACAGGCGCUGUUUGUAUUGAAUCCAAGGUCGUCUUUAUCUUGACUGAUUGUAUGUGCCCUAUCCUUUAUCCUGUUUCUGGACAUCUGUGGUUCUUCAGUUCUACACUAUUUGUUGUUACUGAAAACAUUUCUGACUGAAAACUUUACGCCUAACUAACUAAAACUGAUUCAACUCCUUCAA